Molecule: messenger RNA, 792 nt
Organism: Exophiala spinifera
Lineage: Eukaryota; Fungi; Ascomycota; Eurotiomycetes; Chaetothyriales; Herpotrichiellaceae
Exons: 1
Coding region: 1-792 (263 amino acids)
Source: RefSeq, a predicted model, not a curated record
AUGUCCCAUUCACCCUCAGCAUCCAUCUCCAGGCGAUCACAAACACCACCCCAACAGUACCCUCAAUUCAUACUCUUCGGCGACUCGAUAACGCAGUUCAGCACCUCAGGCCUCCUGUCGCCGUUGUCGGAACGGUACAACCGGUGCCUCGAUGUCCUCAACCGGGGCAUGUCAGGGUACACGUCCCGAAUGGGUCUGGAGGUCAUGCAACGCUGGUUCCCAGCGCGACCGCCGUCCGAUCACACGCCGCAGGUGAAGUUGAUGACGGUAUUCUUCGGCGCCAACGACGCGACCUUGCCGGGCUGCGCGCAACACGUCCCCCUGGACGCCUACCCAGGCUACCUCCGCGACAUCGUCUCACACCCAGGCGUCGCGGCGCACAGGACAAAGGUCAUCCUCAUCACCCCGCCGCCUGUGGACGAGUGGCAGCUCGGCGUCGACGAGCGCACGGCGGCGAACACGCGCGCCUACGCCGCCGCCUGCCGCCAGCUCGGUCGAGCCAUGGACCUCCCAACGCUCGACCUGUGGACGAUCUUCAUGACCAAGGCUGGCUGGCGCGGAGACGAACCACCGCAGCAACCCCUGAUCGGAAGCCUGGCCGCGCCGCGCAACCAGGUCCUGGCUGAUCUGUUGUCUGACGGCUUGCAUUUCACUCCUCGGGCCUACCAGAUCGUCUUCGACGCCCUGUUCGCUCUCAUCCGAGACGAGCUGCCCGACUAUGUGCCUGACAAGUUGCCCUAUGUCUUUCCGGACUGGAAGGACCAGCUUGGUGCACAUUCUGGUUCAUACUGA